AUGACGAUUUACCAGUCGAUCCUCGACGCCACAACAGGCGCGCCCCUUCCCUUUGUGGGUAUUCUACUUGUACUGGCCUUUGUCACUCUCCAAGCCAUCACCAUAAUCCGCACAGCCUUCCUCUCCCCCCUCGGCAAAAUCCCCGGCCCCUUCCACGCCCGCUUCACCUCCCUCCGCCUGACCUACUCCGUCUUCUCCAACAACCGAAUCCACUACGUCCACUCCCUCCACCGCCGCUACGGCCCCAUCGUCCGCAUCAGCCCCCGCGAAAUCGACAUCGCCGAGCCCACCACCGCCCGCGAAAUCCACAAGAUGGGCUCCGGUUUCACAAAAGCCCCCUUUUACGCCCUCCUCUCCCCCGGGCCCGUGGAUAACAUUUUCAAUUUUCGGGACCCAAAGCUACACUCUGCCCGGCGUCGGCUCUACGCAAAGGGUUUUACCCUUUCCAGCCUCCGCAAAGAAUGGGAACCCACCAUCCGCGAGACUGUUGCCCUCGCGGUGGCGAAAAUCAAGGCUGAUGCAAUGAGAGGAGAAAAGGGGGCGGAGGUGAUGGGGUGGUUCACCCUCAUGGCCAACGAGAUCGUCUGUCGGCUUACGUUUGGUGGUGGGGAGGACACGGUGAAAAAGGGGGUGAAGGACCCGUUUGUGGUUAUGCUGGAAAGGAGGAUGGGGGAUUUGGCGCAUUUGCUCAAGUAUUUUGUUCCGCCGGUUUAUUACCUCGGGAGGAUGCUUGCUUUGGUGGUGAGGCCGCUAAGGGAUGUGUUUUACUCGCAGGAGAGGAUGUUUGCUGCUGGGGAUAGGGUUGUGGCGCAGGCAAGGAGGGGGGAGAAGGUUGUGGAUGGUGGGGGGAGGAGGAAUCUGUUUGCCAAUGCGCUGGCGGAGGAAGAGCAAGGGGGGCCGCCUGGGUUGAGUGAUACGGAUAUUGUCACUGAUGCUGGUGCUUUGUUGCUUGCUGGGUCGGAUCCGACGGCUAUUUCGUUGACGUUUUUGCUUUGGUGCGUGCUCAGCCGGCCGGAGGUGCAGAGGGAGGUUGAGGCGGAGGUGGCGGGGAUGGGGAGUGGGGAGAUUACUGAUGAGGUGUGCGAAGGGUUGCCGGUUUUGAACGCGGUUAUUGACGAGAGCCUGCGGCUGUAUGGCGCAGCGCCGGGGUCGAUGCCGAGGAGUGUGCCGAAGGGGGGAGCCACGCUUGGUGGGUACUAUGUCCCGGAUGAUACAGUGGUGGUUACGCAGAACUGGAGCCUGCACCGCGAUCCGGUCGCGUGGGAGAAUCCGGAUGUGUUUGACCAUACCCGCUGGCUGCCGGGUAAGCAGCUGUCGGAGCGGGCCAAGAUGUCGUUCAACCCGUUCGGGUACGGUGCCCGGCAGUGCUUGGGGGUGCAUCUCGGCCGAAUCGAAAUGCGGCUGGCUGCGGCCAUGUUUUUCCGGGAAUGUGCGGGAGCCAAGCUUGCCGCUUCUGCUACGCCAGAGAGCAUGGUGGUGGUGGAUAGUUUUAUUGCUGGUGUUCCGAAGUCUCGGAGGCUAGAAAUCACAAUGAAGGGGUAA
Podospora anserina S mat+ is the source of this 1542-nucleotide messenger RNA. RefSeq lists its product as uncharacterized. Gene Ontology annotation, molecular function: oxidoreductase activity, acting on paired donors, with incorporation or reduction of molecular oxygen; iron ion binding; monooxygenase activity. Bases 1 to 1542 code for a protein of 513 amino acids. NCBI's taxonomy places the organism in Eukaryota, Fungi, Ascomycota, Sordariomycetes, Sordariales, Podosporaceae. The transcript is spliced from 2 exons. The record is from RefSeq and is a predicted model, not a curated record.